AUGGUAACUUUGGAACAAAAAGAGAAAAACCAAAAAUAUAUUUUGGAUAACUUAGAUGAAUACGUUUUGAAUGAGGAUGGUAAUUUUAUUGAAUUUACUGAUCCUUAUUCUGAAUAUUAUUUUAUUCCCAAAUUAGCAGUAAUCAAUCAGAAAGAGGGAACAAGAAUUAGUGAAUUUGAUUAUGAAGAAACUAAAAAUUCAGAGAAGAAAAUCUUGGAAAAGAGAAAAUCUUAUGAGAGAGGACAAAUUGGAAGAAGCGAGAGAUUAGACGGAUUAAUUAGGGAAUUAGGGAAAGAAAUAGAAGAAAUACUCCGAGAAGAAGCAGAAUAUGAAAAAAAUAAUCCUCGAUCUACUGCUCCGCCAAAAAACCUCAAACCAAAAAAUAAAAAUAAUAAUCCUAAUGGGCAAAACAAAGGUAAUCCCCCUUCUAACCCCAAUAAACCUAAUAAUCCUCUUCCUCCCCCUGCUGAUAUUCAAAACCACUAUAAUUCUGAUAAAGAUAAAGAUAAAACAAACAAUACUAAUUCCGAACAAAAGGCAAAAAGUCAAGCCUUAUUAAAAAUAUUAAUUACCGCUGAAUUAUUAAUUAAACAAAAGCAAUUCAACCCUGAAAUUUUGGCUAAGUUGGCAAGAGAAAAAGAACAAAAUUCACUUCUUUAUCAAACUCUCAACCAAGAAGGACGGAUCGAUAAAGCCAUCGAACAACAAAAAAAUAUUCAAAAAUCCUCCCAAAAUAAGGCUAAUCCAACUGCCGAAAAAGAGCCAAACCAACCAUUCCCUUUUGGAAUAUUUUUUGCUAGCCUAUUGGCGGUAGCAAUCAUAGAGGGGAAAGAAAUUAACUUGGCUACUGCCCGACUUAUCAAAUUUGCUCGGGAAAAGUUAAGUAAUGAAUAUCUCGAAUUAAUAAAAAUAUCGCCUUGGGAUGAAAACACCAAAAACACACUCCUUUUUGUUUAUCAACAAUUACUUCUUCUCUUUCACCCCUCAGUUCCCUAUAUCACUGAAUAUAUAUAUCAGGAAAUCACUCACCAAAAGAUAUUAGAGGCAGAAAUCGAAAAUCUUUCCGGAGAAAAAAAAAAUAAUAAAAUUUGA
Funneliformis geosporum is the source of this 1092-nucleotide messenger RNA. Lineage: Eukaryota; Fungi; Glomeromycota; Glomeromycetes; Glomerales; Glomeraceae. The record is from the annotation of a GenBank genome assembly.